GAAAAGAAAACAACGAACAUUUAUUUGCAAUACAUUUUUUUUUACAAAAUGUCCAAAAAUAUUAAUAGCAAACUACCUUUGAAAAUGAAACCUCAAUCUCAAUCACUGAGUAAAAGUUCUAACAUAGCUUCUCCGAAUAAUCUUAACCAGAUCACCAAAGAACCACAGACAUCAGCCAAGACCAGUAUUUUAUACAAAGGCAAAGAGAGAAUAAAUCGGGUUUCCGCUGAAACCAAAGUAAAUCUUUCAUCUUCAAAACGAACACCGAGUCGAGAUACAGUAAUGAAAUUGGAUAAAAAGACCGAGGCGUCACGGUUGAAAGAAUCAACCGUACUAAAAACUCUGGCAAAUAAACCACGUUCAGUGCUGGGUAAACAAGUUACACCUUUAAAAAACAAACAAUUAUAUGACAAGUCAAAAUCUAGUGGUUCAGUGAGACCUUCCUCAAGCAAACUGAAUUUGGCUAUGAGCUCUGUUCAUAAUGUAACAGUUUCUUCACCACCUUCAAAGCGUAAAGAAUCACCAAAAGCAGUUAUUGAUAUGGGAGAGCAACGAAUACGAAGCAAAAGUAGAACUUUGAGCCCAGAAGAAAUUGUCAUUUUAAAAGGCCAAACUAUAAAUAAGGAGUUUCAUAAAACUGCAGCAGAAAUUCCUAUAUUGAAAAUCAAAGAACCAGUAGCGUUCGAAGUUAUUUUUGAUAAUAGCCAAAAACCUGUUUCCGAUGACAAAUUUAUAAAAUGUAAAAACCCAUGUCCUUUAGAUCAGUGCGAAUACUCUGAUGACUUUGAAUCAUAUGAAUCAGACUUUGAGACCGGUUCUUCAUCAGACGUAGAAUCUAAAUCUUCUGUCUCGUCAAAACCAACAUCAAUCGAAGAUCGUGUGAGUUCAUCUAUGGAUAUUGAAACAGAUGCCGAAGAUAAAUCAGAGCUUGAUGAUGAAUCUUAUCUAACUCAUGUUCCAAUAACAGUUAUUCACCAUGAUAAGGAAUUAGAACGUAAACUUGAUUCUGGAAAUUACGAUUUAAAUUUGAAGAAAGCUCGUGUUGUCGAUUCAUUAGACAGUUUUGACACUCUCGUGAACACUGAAGAACUGGAUUCUGGAAUAAGCUACAGUAACAUAUCUGAUAUGUCAAUUGAAAAAGGAUCAAUAGUUUACGGUGGAUUUAGUCAGUUUUACAUUCAGCCAAAGGUUACGAAGAGAGGAACUGAAAUUAUGUCGAAGAUACAAUUCGACAAAAUUUCCUUUACAAUCCUUGACCUCAAACCUUUUCCAUACAACAUCUAUAUGAAAUUUUUUGGAAGCUCACAUACAGUGCAAUCUUUUACACAAACCUCAGAAAAUCACAUGGAAAGCGAAUGCCAAACAGACGAAGGCGAGGUACAAUCUAUUUGGACUCAGCAUCCACCUCAAUAUAAUCAUGUACUAAUUCAAGAUUCAACUGAAAUUUCUCAUUGUACCGGUGAAGCAGUCAAUUAUGUUGAGAAUGGUGGCGUCGUAAAUGAAUAUAUUUUUGACCAAACCAUUCAAAAUUUGUCGAAAUUGCGAAAAAAUAGACUUUGCUCUGGAGGUUUUGAUGGCCACCAGAAACCUAUUAACUUUGAGUGUCUUAAUAAUUUCUUGAGUUCUUCCUCUUCAAUUGUUUCACGGAUUAUUUCCAAGAAUGCUCAAGAUCUUCGUUUAGCUAAAACCGACCUCCCUUAUCAAAGUAAAGGUUUCUUUCAGCUUAACACCAACCUACUUAACGCGUUAAAAGUAAUACGUGUUUUUGCAAAUAUUAAGUUCAGUUUGAUUUUGACAGUUCAUGAGAGCAUUGAAAAUGUUUACCACAAAGAUUUUUCAAAUUUAAUAAUGGUUUGGGAUUGUGAAGAUGCUGAAAAGCCUUUGCGUCUACUAUCAACGUGGAGUGAAGUAAGUCGAGCUGAAAUAUGCAAUGACAGUUCUGAGAUUAUUGUUUGUGGAUUACGGGAUGGAAGUGUAGCAAUGUGGGAUUUGAGGGAAACAUAUUCUUUUUGCUCAAAGCUCGAUGGACAUUUAACACAUUUUUCAGCAACUCAUUCAAUUGCUCCGAGUUGGGGAGGAGUUGAUUUGCGAUCAUUUGAUGUGGGAGCGGUUAUUGAUGUGAAGAGCUUUAGAUCAACAAGAAAGGCUUUUGUUUGUGAAGAAAAAUUCAAGACUAUUCAGUUUGCUUCAUUAAACGAAGCCGGGUUUUUGACAAUAUGGACUUUGGUGGAAAUUACUUCAAGAAACUUGGAAAUCUCUAAGGACUCUGACAAAAAGUUUGAAUAUAGUUCUCCAUGGGCUCGCGUCAAACUAAUUCAAAGUGCAAUCUGUGAUUUGCGAGAGUACAUUGAAUUGAAAUCCAUUUGUAAGCAGAGUACAUUCGAGCGUACAAAAUCGAAUUUUCAAAAGGACGUUUACAACGAUGAUAUUCUGAAAGAACUUGCGGAAUCACAAAAUAAUGCGAUACCUUUUGCCCAAGGUCUACGAUUCAUAAACAUAGAAUGUGGAAAAGAGCUUAUAUUCGUGGGUACAAACAGGAACUACAUAAUUUCUUGUUCGAAAACCCUUAAAAAGGAACGUUUUCGAAGAAUUAAUAUCAUUCAUAGUGGGUUUUUGUUUCCCACAGCCUUAAAACUUUUAGAAAAUGAAAAAUAUUUAGCUGUUGGAUUAUCGAAUGGUUCGGUUAUGAUUUUGAAUUGUAACCAUGAAAAAACAUUUGGAAAUAACGGGCGGAAGAAAUUCCAUAAUCCGAAUUCGACUAGGAAAAAGCAAUCUAGAUCAUAUGAAUUAGACGACGAGGUAGGCAAGUCUUGUGCCAUUCAAAAUAUCAUUAAAAAUGAAAGACUCUCGUCUGUGACUAACUUUGUUGACGAUGCAUAUGAAUCAACUAUGGCAGAGACUACUUCGACAACUCCAGAAGAAAUUAAAAUGCCUUGCGAAUUGAAAAUAUUUGACGAGCAGGUUUUGCUAAGUGGUUCUGUUUUAAGGAAAGAUUUAGUUCAAAAACUGGAAUUUUCAAGCGAUAGUUUGCUACUGUUUGCUUUAUCUGACGGAAAUGUUCUUGUUUAUGAUUUUUGUAUUGAAGCUGAGAUAAAAUUUUACGCAAACAAUGCUAUUAACAAAAAUGUAAAAGAGAUUGCAGUAAGCCGAGGACAUGCCAAUGAGAAAUAUAUUAUUCUUUUGGACUAUAACAACAACGUUCAAGUUCAUUUACUAAAGUAAAUGUUUUUUCUUGAGUUUAUUUUAAAUUCAAUUAAAUAAAAUACAUGUAUCGUCAAGAGCACGAUAAAUACGGCGCAGAAAAAUAAAAAUUGUAUUUUUGUAAAAGGGUAAAAUACAACCAAAGUUGGCUAUGAAAAUAUAAAUAAAAUACUUUAAAAAAUUA
Episyrphus balteatus (marmalade hoverfly) is the source of this 3385-nucleotide messenger RNA. RefSeq lists its product as uncharacterized. The transcript is spliced from 3 exons. Gene Ontology annotation, molecular function: dynein heavy chain binding; dynein light chain binding. Gene Ontology annotation, biological process: intraciliary transport. NCBI's taxonomy places the organism in Eukaryota, Metazoa, Arthropoda, Insecta, Diptera, Syrphidae. The record is from RefSeq and is a predicted model, not a curated record. The coding region runs from base 49 to 3222 and encodes 1057 amino acids. Gene Ontology annotation, cellular component: cytoplasmic dynein complex.